This is a messenger RNA of Lolium perenne, 1392 nucleotides long. The record is from RefSeq and is a predicted model, not a curated record. Lineage: Eukaryota; Viridiplantae; Streptophyta; Magnoliopsida; Poales; Poaceae.
AUGGCAAUAUCCACAGUUAAGCCUAGAUGGCUGGAAAUCGUCAUUGAGGGAUAUGCAAAUGAUGCGCAGGCGCAGAAACUUCUCACAGAGCUCAGCCUGACCAAGAGCAACGAGCAAGGAUUUAGCCUGCAAGAUGGAGUUCUGAGACACAAAGGUCGUGUUUGGCUGGGUAGUCACAAAUCAGCACAUGAUGCAGUCUUGCAGGCCUUGCACAACAGUGGCCUCGGAGGGCACUCUGGGCGCCUGGCAACAUACCACAAGGUCAAGCACUUGUUCUCGUGGCCUCACAUGAGGCGGGACAUAGACAACUUUGUUCAACAAUGCAGCACAUGCCAACAGGCGAAAAGUGAACAUUGCAAAAUCCCCGAACUGCUGCAACCCUUGCCCAUACCCACAGAAGCGUGGCACACUGUCAGCCUCGACUUCAUCGAAGGGUUGCCGUCAUCAUACCACUAUGACACAAUCUUGGUGGUGAUUGACAAACUCACAAAGUAUGGACACUUCAUACCCCUCAAGCAUCCCUUCUCCGCAGUAUCCGUAGCUCGCAUAUUUCUUGACAAUGUGUAUAAACUGCACGGCAUGCCCAAGGUCCUCAUAUCUGAUAGAGACAAGAUUUUCGUCACCCUGGGGAGAUCUCCAUUUGAGGUACUGUAUGGGCACAAGCCUCGUCACUUUGGGAUUCAGAACACGCUGCAACCUGCUGUGACAGAUGUGGAACAUUGGCUACAUGAGCGCAAGGUGAUGCUACCGAUUUUCAAGCAGCACCUGGAGCGUGCGCAAGCUAGAAUGACCCGUCAAGCCGACAAGAAAAGAGUCGAGCGGCAGUUCAUGGUGGGAGACAUGGUUUACCUAAGGCUCCAGCCCUAUGUACAAACAUCAGUGGCUCAACGAUCCUCGCAGAAGCUAGGAUUUAAAUACUUCGGGCCCUUCAAGGUGCUGAAGCGCAUUGGUGCAGUGGCUUACAAGCUGCAACUUCCUCCGGAUGCUCGAAUUCACCCAGUCGUCCAUGUCUCGCAGCCCAAGCAAGCCAUCAAAAGCUCUGAUCCGGUGAGUCAUGUGCUACCUUCUUACCUGAUUGAAUACAGGGACUCCGUGAUGCCGUGCAGGGUGGUGGCGGAACGAUUUAUUAAAAUGAAGAGAAAGCAUGUGAGCAUCCUUAGCUAUUAUACAUUUAGUUCUGUUGGUAGCAGUGAACCUGAGCAUGUUGAACCUGAAGCUGAACCUCAACCUGAUCCUGAGCAUGUUGAAUCUCAAGCUAAACCUGAAUGUGAAAAUGAACCUGAUCCCCAAAUUGUUGAGAGCAAUGCCACCACAUUUGAUGAGCCUCAUGAGAGUACAAACCAACCAAGUCAGCUUAUUCAAGAAUUUCAUCCAAGUCAAAAUUAUUCAUGA